AUGUACAGGUGGGAUAAAGUUAAAAUUUGGGCUGAUGUUUAUGUUUGCACCCAGCAAUCAUGGAAACGUCCUUAUGGGGUUGGUCUCCUAGUAGCUGACAAUUGUUUGAGUGGAAACUAUUUUGACUACCAGGCUUUUGCAAUUAGCUCUCGCUCACAAGCUGCAAAGACAUAUUUGGAAUGCAAGUUUGAGAACUUUACUAGCUCCUUACAUAAAGAUCUUAUCAAAGAUACACUUAUUGUAACUAGGGAGUCUGUGCAAGGUGAAAAGCACAGUAGUUCUGUAUGCAUUGUUGCUAUGGUUGGAGUUGGUGAGCCAUUCCAUAUUUUGGAUCAGGAAAAUCUCAACAGUUGA
This is a messenger RNA of Abrus precatorius (Indian licorice), 354 nucleotides long. RefSeq names its product proteasome subunit alpha type-1-B-like. The record is from RefSeq and is a predicted model, not a curated record. The transcript is spliced from 2 exons. Gene Ontology annotation, cellular component: proteasome core complex, alpha-subunit complex; proteasome core complex. NCBI's taxonomy places the organism in Eukaryota, Viridiplantae, Streptophyta, Magnoliopsida, Fabales, Fabaceae. Bases 1 to 354 code for a protein of 117 amino acids.